AUGAACACAUUAAUUUACUUCCUAAUCUACUACAACUUCUGGUUGACCUUCUGGCUCUCGGCUCAUUACUGUACCAGCAUCACCAAUCUCAGCUAUGGGUUCUUCAUCUGGAUAAAGAGAAUUGUGUCCAAUUUCCUGAGUCACCUUCUAUUCCUGACAGCACUUGGGGUGUUCCCUGUGGGUGUCCUGACUUAUUGGUCUUUCGAAGGAAUAACUCUCCAGACAUCUGAGAACAGUACAGGACACAGGGAAUUCAAUGCCCAUUACCAUGUUAUUGUUUCCUAUUUUGUACCUGCAACCACCCUAGGCUGUAUUCUUCCAUUCUUCCUUAGUCUUCUGUGUCUGGUCCUCACUUCCUCCUUUCUGCUCAGACACGUCUGGAGGGUGAAGAAUAAUGACUCGGGAUCAACACGUCCAAAUCUUCAGGCUCAUGUAAUGGCACUAAGGACAAUCUUCUUCUUACUUCUCAUUUUUACAUUAGUCUGCAUGUCUCAGGUGGGCAUUGUUCAUGAAAAUUACACACUGAUGACAGUCUUUUGGAAUGUGCAAUUAUUAUCUCCAUCGGUGGAGACCGCCGUCAUCUUCCAGGCCAGCAACAAGCUGAGAAGGAUCAUUCUGAGAAGAUUUAGAACCAGAAGCCGGAGGAACACAGAGACUUAA
Messenger RNA from Rana temporaria (common frog), 660 nucleotides. Its product is annotated as taste receptor type 2 member 134-like. Gene Ontology annotation, molecular function: G protein-coupled receptor activity; bitter taste receptor activity. Bases 1 to 660 code for a protein of 219 amino acids. NCBI's taxonomy places the organism in Eukaryota, Metazoa, Chordata, Amphibia, Anura, Ranidae. The record is from RefSeq and is a predicted model, not a curated record. The transcript has a single exon. Gene Ontology annotation, cellular component: membrane. Gene Ontology annotation, biological process: G protein-coupled receptor signaling pathway; sensory perception of taste; detection of chemical stimulus involved in sensory perception of bitter taste.